AUGUGCCUUGGUUCGCUUCCGGUCAUUAUGAUGUCAUCUUGCCAUCGGAGCCAGGUGGGUGAAGAGGAGGUGCCGUAGGUGCUGUGCAAGUCGGUCUCAUUUAAAAAUAACGAACGAGUAAGUCGACGGUGCUGCGUUCACUUCGUGAGGCAUACGGUGUACGUCCUCGCUUUUGCAGUUGAACCAUCACAGUCAGACGUGACUUUCGCAUAUAUCUCACGGACGAUUGCUUGAAUGUUGCUAGAGGCAUCCUGGAAGUGCUAAAAUCCAUUUCCCCCAGCCUAACAUGCAUCACUAACUGAGCACGACAGGCAGUAUGAACCCCUGUCUUAACCGGCAAAUUGCUGGGUCAUCUUGGUCUGAAUUUGGCCCAUAAGUUGUCGACGGCGAAUCUAAGUCAGAAACUGCCCUUUUAAAUAUACUCAGAGCGUCACAGUUACCAAUCCAAGUCUCCAGUAGAGUGAUAAGACUGAAAGCAUCAGAAUAAGAAAUUUAAUUAAGCAGAGAACCAGGGACCGUCCGAAUGCGCGCUGGUACCCAUGCUGCGAUCGAGAGGUUAUCGCUUCUGGAACCUAUAGACAGUUCGAUCGUCGUGACUGACGAUGUCCACUGAGUGCUGCACAGCAGGCUGAGAUCAGGGGCGGUGACCUGCGCAUGGAUUAGUUUGCAGUGAUGGUAGACUUGCGCAGCGCCUAGCUCACUCUCCCAUCCUCUCCACCUGGGUCCGGUGUCAAGACAGAUUCAGAUAGAGCGGAGGCGAGAGAGAUAGACCGUCAGAGGCUGGCACGGCGGAAAAUGCCGCCCCCGGAUCCCUAUGUACACAGACCAAGAUUUUAUACCACAAGGAAAAGUGAGGGAGUAGCACGGAUUCCAACGAGUCCGGCGUGAGCCUGUACAUGGGCGUGCCAUCACACCCCAAUGUUAGCACUUGUUAUGGGUAAGAAUUCCCGACAACCACCUCUGGAAUCCGCUCUAGUUCCCGCGUUGGUGGAGGGCAUCUACCGCGUGACCCGUUCUAAGGGACAAGGAACCUAUCGCUUGCACGGCGGAUGAUUACCUUAACGUAGCGGGCCCCUAAGCAGGCACCGCAAUGAUGGUUACAUCGAGGUACAGUCAUGCAAAUAACCUCUGGAGGAAGCGAAGAGACGAGUCCCAGGAAGUAGUCUUGAAGAAGGAGGCACGACCCCUGGGACAAGAGUUUUAUUAGCCUGACGUUUUGGAUUCCUGCUCGAGCCCAUCAUCACAGAAAACAGCAGAUACAGGUGGUUCAUGCACAAGGGGCUGCAGUAUUUAUAGGAUGCAGUAGUCAUGCUACCGCAUACCUAUGAAUAUUCACGGCUUCCCCUUCAUCCGGGAUCGUUGCACUCGGUGUGCUGGCAAUUUGAUGGCCGACAUUCGCAUCGUUAAUUUCAGCAAUUUAAUCACGUGCGUUCGAUGUUGGUGUGAUGAUUGCUCGACCUGUCUGAUCCACCGGCCCUGGUGUUGGGAACAGUGUUCACCUAUGCACUCCCCGCGUGGCUAAUAACUCCGCUUAGGCAAAGUCUCAGCACUGAGUAUGGAAGGGGAAGGUCAUUGCACUUGUUACUGAACUGGGGGCCAGUAAAUAAUGACUCAGGCAGCUCCCGGCCCACGCGGUUGUCACAUCCUGCGAGAAUUUCGGCCUCCUCAAAUUCGAAUGUGUGGCCGUAUCUCGUCGACUCAGCCGAAACUUGAUAGCUGGCGUCAUUUCUCCGCACCGCCGCCACGUGUUCGGUCAUUCGCGUUCGGAACUGCCUUCCGGUUUCUCCGACGUAGUUGCUUUGUCCGCACCUGCACCAGUUCCAAUAAGCGACUCCAGCCGGUUCUCGCCGUGGCUGCGGGUCUUUCGGUUUCAUUACCAGACGCCUGAUGGUUGCCUCCGGUCUGUGUGCAUCUCUUGUCCUAGCGAUCGUGUUUCCUUCUUCAAAACCUCUGGAGGAAUUAUUUUGCUUUUUUACCCCUUUAGGUGGCUCUCCUUGACUGUCCAAACUUAAACAGCUAUCCAAUGACCCCGGAGGUGGAACGUGACAUUGAGGUGGCGCGAUGUGGUGCUCUGGCACUCUGGUCCUGCAGCAAAUCCGCGAGGUCCAAGGUGGCGAUGAAGAAGGCCGGUGUUAUUUCCCUGUUGGCACGCCUUCUCAAGUCUCCUCAUGAGGCCAUGCUCAUUCCGGUAGUGGGAACGUUGGAGGAGUGUGCCAGCGAGGUGAGAAGUAUUCACUGCUCUUUCCAACUCUUUAGAGUUUUACUUACGUACCCUGCAACUUACAGACAUACAACCCGAGUCACAGAGGUGAAAAGACUUAAAGCCCAUGCCUGUUAGCCGACACAUUUCUUGUCAUCUCACCGACUUGUUUCUAUCUGGUUCGGCUUUGUUCAUGCCUAAUAUAGCUGAUUUAAUUUUCCGAGAGGUAUUUUGGACUUGCCACACACCUGGCUGUCUCAAGAACUGCAAGACAGUGGUGGUAAAUGAGAGGAACUUAAGUCUGCUGUGUGACAAAGUAACCAAAGGACUUUGCGGUACCUUAUAGGACAACCAAUGUGCCCGAUCGCAGCUCUACGCAUCCAGGCAGCGCCGUGAGUGGUGCUUUCGCUGAUCGCCAUUUUACCCCCUCCGCGGGUAGCGAGAAGCUAGGCUAACGGCCAGACCUGGGUGUUUCGCAUAAUCUGCGCAGCAAAUUAUAUCGGAUAGGGUUCCCCACAGCUGAUCGAAAUCGAUUGAAAUCGUGGCGUGAAAGCUCCCUUCUUUGAGCCUCCACCGAAAAUGAGAAAUAGAUAGAAAAAACGAGUAAAGGAGAACUUGUUUACCAGUGAGGACUGUCAGCUAUACUAGCAGCAAGAGGACGCCAUGUGCGGCCUUGUUUCAAGCAGAGCUAUUGGGUGGUGUCCACAGCCUGACAGACGAUUCUGUUUGCUUUAAUCAGGGUUAAAGUCAGAAUAAUUGGAAAACUUGGGUCCGUGGAUUAAACGGCAGGCUGUUUGGCCAAAACCCCUAUCGGUCAAAUGACCCACGACCUGGGGUUCAGGCAGGACUGAUUGCUGUUGGUAGUUAGGUCUUAAAUUCUACCCCUUAUGUAGCCUUCUCUAUCCCACUCAUUAGUGACUCAUUCAGUUAUCGAAGUCAAUCAUGGGCAGUACACUGAUGGGCCGCCUUGUGCUGCUUUCAGGGUAAUUGGCGUCAAGGUGUAUCAGCACGGCUGGCAAGUUAGUCAAAAAGUUACGAAUUUUUCACGGUUCAGGACAACCAGUUUUGGCCUGUCUUCGAUCCAGAGGUUCCAAUAUCACUAGUUGCAGAACAGUACCGAUCAGACAUGUGAGUAAGGAACCCCCAGUACUGCGGGUGACCUUAUGCUAAAUUUUAUGGGGCACUUCUGCCGUGUGUCAACUUUAACUAUAAUCCGUACGCUACCCGUAAUCCCAUCUCUAACAAUAACCCGACACUAGUCUAAACCCUUUUGGAAUUGAGUGCAGAGCCGCCAGCAGUACAGGACGUCCUUAUUUCCGCGCCUAAUCACUAUGACCGUGCAGACAGAGCGUCGAUGUUAGAAGUGAAUGUGACUUUUGCGAGCUGGACGAAUGCUCUAUCAUCCAACCUUCAUCCUAAAAAUGGUCAAUAAAAGCAUUUUGUCCCAUAUGUCCGCCUGCACGAUUGUGGAUCGUACUUUGGGGACGGCACGCAGCUAAGAUUAGAGACCAAAUGCAAGUGUAAGACUGAUUGAGAGUCCACGACCUCGGAGUUGCUGGUUGAAACGUCCACACUGUUCUCCAAAAAAACAACGCGCCAUCCGCUAACCCGUCUGACCCAACCGUUGUUCAGUGAGCUACGGCGCUUCAUUAAGUGGGAAUAUUAGAGAACCUCGAACAUAUUCUCUAAAAUCAGGCAACUGCUUGAAACCUCGAUAUUGAACGCACGUAGACGGUAGGGGCAAGCUUCCUCGGCAACAUUUGGUGAUAAGGCCUUAUUUACCGCAAUUUCACAGCGUUCCUGACUUCCCACAUUCCUGCAGUCUCUCACAAGGUUUUUCGAGGUGCCAUAGCUGAUAAUGAGAGGUUUUCUAACACAGUCAGCGAGACAGAGCUAACAGGACAGGACCUACUACGGAAAGGGAGGAGCCAGUCGGCAAACCGAGCGCUGAGUCACACGCGACGCAAGUGGUGAGCCGUCGAGGUGGGUUCGGUUGCUGUUACCACCCCGAGUAGACCGCUGCAGGCCCACCAAUCACAGUUGUCCGUCGCUAUUGGACGUCAGGUUACUGCCUAGGCUACCGACAUACUAAGAUGCGCAGUUUUCUUCACUCCGACUUUUGUAGGAAACAUUUCAUUUGAUGUCGUCGAUUUGUAUUCUAAUGUUGGCCAUAGCGUUCCUAAGUGGUGAGGACGCCGAACGUCUUAUACCUAUCAAAGUCGCCCCGUGUCUGCUUUUUACCAAAUGUAGGCUCUGACCAUUAAAGUGCCAAUAAUGACAUUUUGAUCCCUUAUCUGCGCCAACAUCAUUCCCUUUUAGCAAAGUUACAGGGUGGCCAUCAGGACGGAGGGUAUGAUCGAGGACCUUGUUGCGAAUCUUAGAAGUGACAAUCAGGAGUUGCAAAUGCAUUGUGCAGCAACAAUAUUCAAGGUAAGAUGUAAAUGUUCUCCAAAAUGAAAACAUAACUUUCUUUACCUAAUAAUCGUCCGCGGGUCCGGGGGUAGUCAAAACGUGAUGGUUGUUGUUUAAAUCAAUCAAAAUAUUACCUUUUUAAGAGGUAUGUUGUAAGUAUUAAUUGCAAUUCUCUAGCCUCUGUACCGAAAAAAAUCACGUAUGAGCAUGGCCUUGAGAAGUCACAUCCGUAGGUGUUUGAUAAUUGUUCAUUUGUAAUGUUAUGAACAGACGUUUGUAAGCAAAUCUAUGUUUUAGGGCUGUGUGUAGGCUGUCUGCAAAGCAGCUGGUAAGUUCUUCAAGGUGGCCUAUAGAAACAAACAGUUAAUCAGUCUUUUGUAGCCUGCCACCUGAAGCAACGAGGGCAACGGUGUCCUAUGCGGGGAUAAGUUUUCGGCGAGCUUGUGUCCCUGCAAAGGGCUGCGCCAUAGAUGCGUUAAAACACAAUGAAAAGUUCAAUGGGCUCACAACACGCGUUUAUCGAAUUGUGCUGUCUCAGCCACCGCGUCCAAUCCCACCACACGUUGGCCGAAAUGCACGAGCAGCAGACGGGUGCCUUUGAGGGGGAAUGGGGUUGACACUAGGGAAUCCAUCCUCAAGGCACAUCGCGCAUUCCUCACUAACAAUAAAUCUGAUGUGUUUGAGUCCAUCACGAAACGCUAAAAGUUGUGGCUUGGAAGACUGUCAGCAGACAGGUUAACUGGCUCCUUAUCAGGAUUAAGAGUCCUGUUGCAAUGGCUGCUUACUAACGUGGUCCCUAUGGCACCCCCGAGUAUGUGAGAAUCUAAUCCCCGUCACAGUAUCCCGGCACACAUGGAGCAAGGAUCAGAUCGUAUGUGUAGAAUGCAUAGACCAGCUACUUGGCUUUGUCUACCACUGCUCCCACACUCCCCUAAUAUUGUCUUGGCGUCUUCGUAACAUCGGAACAAGGUGGGUGUGGUAGGAGUGGGUGCGGUAGACGCUGCGCAAGUCCCCAGUGUUGCACCAACUCUAGGGGACGCGCGUGGACGCUACCGCUUCUACUGACCAAACUGUCAGUGAGGGAGACGUGCGCUGACCGAGCUCUGCCUGUCUCUCUUUUUCCCCAUUCGCCAUGCACCAAAGGCAGGCCCAGUUGAACUUGAUGUCGGAUAAAUCGGGAAUGAGCAGUUGAGUUGGCGGAAUUCACACUCACGCUUCCCACGCACGUUCUGGUAUCGACACACACACUAAGCAGACUUCAAAGUAGGUUUCCUAUCUCCUUCAGAAGAGAGUUUUCACGAAGGUAACAUUAUUAAUUCAUCAGUGCAGACCGAGGUGCAGUACAAGGUCUUAGAGUGUUUGUUGUGAGAAAGAUGAGCAUUAGUUUCGCAUAGGAUAUGACUCACCAACUCUCUUCCAGUAGUAAGUCCGGCUCUAGUCCAUUGGAGAUAAGAGUGGGCGCAGUGGAUGACCUGGCAUGAGCCGCUGUCUAACGCGUGUCACGUACACGUGUGGGUCCAACCUAACAUCCGGACCUGAGGAGCCGCGAAAUCUCGAAGGAGGGGACACGAUCACUGGGACAAGAGCUUUAUUAGUCUGACGUUUCGGAUUCCUGCUCAAACCCAUCAUCCGAGACAAAAGCAAAUACAGGUGAUUCAUGCUCAAGGGGCUGAAGUAUUUAUAGAAUGCAGUCGCCAUGCUGCCGCAUACCUAUGAACGUUCACGGCUCCCCCCUUCAUCCGGGAUUGUCGCGCGUGGUGUGCUAAUUGUUCGAGGGCCGACAUUUGCGUCGUUAAUUGCUGCAAUUUCAUCACGUGCGUUGGGUGUUGGUGUGAUGAUUGCUCGACCAUCUGACGCGCUGACCCUGGAGUUGGGAAAAGUGUUCACCUGUGCGCUCCUCUCGUGGCUAAUUACUCCGCCUAGGCGAAGUCUCCGCACUGAGUAUGGUAGAGGAAGGUCACUGCACUUGUUAAUGGACUUGGGGGGGCCAGUAAACCAUGACUCAAGCAACUCGCGGCUCACGCGGUUGUCACCUCUUGCGAGAAUUUUGGCCUCAUCGAAUUUGAAUGUGUGGCUGGAUCUCGUCGAAUGAGCCGCAACUUGAGAGCUGGCAUCCUUUCUCCACACCGCUGCAGCGUGUUAGGUCAUUCGCGUUCGGAGCUGUCUUCCGAUUUCUCCGAAGUGGUUGCUUUGUCCGCAAGCGCACCAGGUCCGAUAAACGACUCCCGAUCCACAAAUGUGUCAAAUCCACCCACACACAACCCCAGGUAAUCCCGUAUAUACUACUUGCAAUUAUCUCAGCGCUGCCUUUUGUGGCUUUUGGAGUAAAACGAACAUUUUGUUGAAGUGCGCCGCCGACGCCGAGACACGCGACCUUGUCCGACAUCACGGUGGCCUGUCACCCCUGGUUGACCUGCUAUCACAACAGGACAACAAGGAGCUUCAAGCCGCUGCGACGGGAGCUGUCUGGAAGUGCGCGAUCUCGCCGGAAAAUGUCGCGGAGCUGCAAAAACAGGGCAUCAUCGAGAAACUUGUUAAGCUGUUGACAGAUCAGCCUGAAGAGGUACGUCCGGACAUUUUUCCCUUAAAAAAACACUAAGCAUGAUGAAACCACGGUAGCUAGCAGGCGAGUCAACCGUAGGUGUGUUCUGUUGUCCAAUCAGAACCUUCCCAGAAUCUAUUCAGAAGUUGAAGCCAGGGUUUGGGUGUGUGGACGAUUCUCUUAUGUAUGGAGAGAUGCAAGUAUAGAAAGUAGGCUCCUGACCGCCACUCGGGAGUUGGCAAUUUAAAAACAUCGCUCUUAUUGCCUCCCUUCUAGCUGUGUAGGGCAUUGUUAGCUGACUGCUGACUCUGUGAGAUUUGAUUUAAAUUAAUUCAUUUAAACUGAAGGCAGGUCCCUCGUAAAGACCUUUGGUAGAGUAUUCACCUUAACCGACCAUUUUCCAGAUGGUUGCAGUAAGAGCUAACACCAGCUGCCCACGCCCUUUGAAAGAGGGAAGGAGGGAGAAGAAGGGGCAGUAAGCGACAGUGAGGGUUAGGUGGCGGCCUGUCACGGGGGGGGGGACGGGGACGCGGAGACAUGCAUGCAGUUAAGCAAUCUCUGCCCACGGCGGAGUCUUGACCCGGGCUGAUGGCGCAACCAUUCACGUCACUUCUGGUUGCACAUUUCACACCUCACUUCUCCCGUUCCUUACUCCUUCCUCCUUCCCCUCCUCCUCCUUCCCCUCCUCCUCCUCCUCCUCUCCCUCCUUCCUCGUCCUUCCUCCUCCUCCUCCUCCCCCUCCUCCUCCUCCUCCCCCUCCUCCCCUCUUCUUUUUCUUCUACUGCUGCUGCUACUACUACUACCACCGCUGCCACCACUACUACUAUCACCACUACCACUGUUACUACUAGCACCCACCCCUGUCUCCAUCCCCUCCCCCCUUCUUAUUUCUCCACCAAAUUUGAAGUAGUGGUUUAUCUUUAUGCAGUACUGACUUCGCAGUGGAACCAUAUUUAGCCUAACUGUUUAGAAGUGUAGGCUGAAGUGCCCAGGCGCGUUCUCAGUUGGACAAUGCUGCCCAGGUUACUUUGUAGUAAGAAUACGCUCGGAGCACUGUUCACUACAAUCCACCCAUAAGCGUAUCCUGAAUUCUUCUGGUGGUUUAUGGACCAGUCAUCUAGAAGAAUUCCCCUGCAUUUACGGUCAGCGCAAGGACAGUUAGAGCAUACCGAAAUGACUUCUCAGUACCUCAAAAUUGCACAUUUUAAUGUAUGUCCAUCUCAAUUGUUUGCUUGUUGGCAGCUUACGCCGUGUGGCCGAAGGAAAAAAAUGAUAGUGGUAACCUCGUACGGCAACAUAGUGGGAAUUGACGUUUAUCGAUGCGAUACAAAAUAUGCUCAUAAUGACGUACGCUUAUACGGGCAAGACUCAAUACUUGAUGAUAAAAUGUUUACUUGGAAUUUAGCAGUUUCGAAAUUUGCGGGUUAAAAAGGGAUUGGUUAUGUCGGUAUCCUCCACACAGGCACUAUGAACAGCACUGAGCAAUCAUGCUGGAGUUGUGAUUGGGGUUUCCGCCUUCACGGGAUACAGUUCAGGUCGGAGUUUGAUUUAAAUUGGGGUAUGGUUAUAUACCACUCCAACUAAUGACUAAAACUGCAGUUUUUAAGCCCAGGCUUUGCUUCCUGUUUACCUUAACAGAUGAAGAAUUACCUAUACGUAAACUCCGUAUCGGCGCGUGUGAAACUCGUUAGCAGGACUGAAAAAGUAAUAAAUUGUGGUGUUGUGAUUGCUUUUACUUCGCCUGUUAUCGCUUUUUGGACGUCUGAGAGCUAUUGCCGUUAUCGUUGCAACGUGCCCAUUUACUUGGUUUACUUUGGAUUUAUUUCGUUUUUGAUUGGUGUGUUAGUUACGGUUCAGGUAUUUGUCGCCAGACAAAAUUUCAGCCCACUUGUGCAUAAUGGACCACCUCUAUGAAAUAUAGCACAUCUAUUUGACACAAGCUUUGCGUUUAGUAGCAUAUGCCCCUUCGUUUGCAACAUCGACUUGUCAACGUAACCGUGGUCUCGUCUUUAAGCAAGGCUCCUAUCCACUGAGAACCCAGAAGCUGAUUGCUCAAAUGUCCAAAUAUAACCAAAAUGCCUGGUCAAAGAAGAUCGAAUAUACCGUGAAAUGCGCAGAGGUUGACCUUGACUUCGCUGCUUUUUAAUUUCCUAAGAAACCAACUGCGAGCUUGGAGUAGAUUAGUUUAUUCUAGGUCUAUAGGCUCAGACCGAAGUUUCUAUGUAUGAAUGUUUGGGCUGAAGUCCAUUAGCCACUGCGGAUAACCGCGUAAUAUUCAUAAACUGUCGACAGGCAGUAGUAUACUUUAGGGUAAGGAGAUUCGAUACUAACAGCACAGGUACUAGCUGAAAGCCCAUACACGCGUGUUUCGCCGAUAUUCUGCCGCUGCAUGGCACAGCUGCGAGGGGUUCGGCUCUUCAGUGGGUCCCCAGCAUUUGCCGUCUGCUUUCUGGUAGAUACUCCAAUUUAGAAAUUUUCGCUUUUUAAUCUCCUCAGAAAUUACCUGCAAACUUGGAGUAGAUCAGCAUAUUCUAGGUCUAUAGGCUCAGACGGAAGUUUUUAUACAUAAAUAUUUGGGCCGAAGUCCGUCAGCUACAGCGCCUAUCUUGUUGAAGACAAAAAACGAUUCGAUUUUCAUGUCAAUCCCCCGUCAGUACCAAGAGAUGCGACCUCCACAUCGACCACGCCGAUGAACCCGGCAUAAUUUGCCACUGGCGCUCGGUGUUUGAGUGUUUGGGGCAGAUUUUGUGUUUUUUUUCGAUGAGCAAGUUCUGCUCCGCGGUUUCCGUUGUUUUUUUCAUCAAAAGUUAAGGCCGCACCUAAUUGAAGACACUUUUAUCUGUGCUCUGGCCAGGUCCUGGUCAACGUUGUUGGUGCGUUGGGUGAAAUGGCAGCCGACGUGAAAAAUGUCAAUCUGAUCAAACGAACCAACGGCAUUCCACCACUGGUGAGUCUUCUCACCGGCACAAAUGAGGAACUCCUGGUGAACACUACUCGAGCACUUGGUCGCAUUGCUGUGGAUCCGGACAGUGUACCGUAAGUUCCAGCGCUUUCCUUGAAAAUCACUCUGCGUACAUAAGCGUGAGAGUCCAUCUCCCAACCGGUACUGUCUUGCUUCCACAAUUGGCUUACGCGCCAAACUUGCAGGCGAAUUACAUGUCCCAUAGAAACCGUACUCGGCAUUUUUACCAUUGAGUUUCGAUGGUGUUGCAAACUCAAAUAUAUUUUGGAGAAACCACAAACAAAAUUGGGCUUUCUUUUAGUCUUUUGACAGAUAACCACGUUGUCUUUAUAUUUUAUACCCGAGGAAGGAAUAUAAUGAGGUUUCAAAAAAGAUUCCAAUUAUGGGAUUUUUUAAGACAACGCAAUGUUCAUUCACAUAGCAUCUAACCUGUCCGUUUAUCACUGCUCCUCAUGAAAUGUACAACAUAGUCUGCAUCCAUUGCAAAAUUUUAUGAACUCUAUAUGAUAUCUUUUUAAAGGCAUAGAAGCAUAUAUGAUUUUCUUUGCGCGGAAUGCAUGCACCUUUUAGACUAAAACCACUAAGCGCUAAUGCGCUUUGUUGUAUUCAACAAAAUGCCCUAACUAGUUUAAUUGUGGUCUGGCCAACUCAGAGGGAGUGAUGAGUGGCUACUUUCGGUUCGCUGCGGGAAUGUGGACCACUCCCCGUGCUGUGGGUGGCCUUGCAUCAAAUUCUACGGGAGGAGGGGGGUACCUAUUCCCCUGUCAAAACAUCAACCCUACACUUUCGCAUUCAGUGCAAGGCCACCUGUAGUGGGAUGGGUCCAUAUUCUUAUGCCCUACCAUUGUUUUAAUUUGAAAACACUUUAUGUGUCUGUCAUAUUUCGCAGCAUCAUUGAUCGCAACGACGGAAUUCGCCUUCUGUGGUCGCUGUUGAAGAACCCAAAUCCCGACGUUCAGGCUAAUGCCGCAUGGGCACUGUGUCCUUGCAUUGAAAACGCAAAGGUGAGGAUUUGUUAAAUCAGCCCAUGAUGUGGCCACCAUUUUUGCCGAACAAUUAAGUUUUCGAGGGCGAGAAUUUUGGGCAUUAAAGUGUCUGUUGAUUAGCUCAAAUGGGAAUGAUAUCGCUUACGUCUCGCAUUUUCUUAAAAGCUGUUAGGACUGCUUACACGUAACCCUUUUCCCUACCUCAUUGGGUGCAAGUCUGUGGAGAGUACUCGUAGACGGAAUCUCACUAGAUUCACGUACGUUCUAUAAAUGAACAUGUUUAACCCGUUUGGUGGGUUUAUGUGCAAAAUUGGCCAGUAUUCUGACGUAAAUACUUGAUACAGAAAAUAAAGUUGCUGACGGGCGUUUCACCGAGACUGUGAGUUCUCAGUCUGUCUACUUUUUAACAUCUUUGAUCUUUUGGUACGCUGAUGUAUCCCACUCGGGAGCAUUUGGGCAAUUCUAGUGCCGGUAAUGACUGUGGGAACUUAUAAGCUCUGUACGUUUAAAGCAUUAAUGAAACGCGAGAGUGACGAUAAUUUCCAGUCAACAGCGCCUGCUCAACAGUUUCAAUCCGUCCACUUGAACGAUUAUGGUUUCACAGCACCGGCCCCGAUGGCGGAUGUCACUUCCUAUUGGACGUCAAAACCACCAGCACACCGUUAAAAAGCUCUUAAGGACAGACUUUCAGGGGCAAGUUUUGAGUACGCUUUCCUGGUCCCAAGUGGAAGUACAUGGAUUUCAAUAGCCUUUCUUUUGCAUACAAUUACUUCACCUCUUGGUCUGUGCGUUUCCCGGCCCCACCUGUAAAAUGCCCCAUUACCACCAGUCCCGUAUUACAGAUGGCUGAGGUUUGUUUACUUCAGGUGUGACUACAUAGCCAUAUCCGUUCGAUAUUUUAUAUAACGGAGUAAUUUAAAUGCAGAUAAAAGUGCAAAAAACAUGAACGCGGAAUCAUUGGAACAGCAAAUACAUUAUACUUAGCUUCCGGUCCCCACUGUAUGCGCAAUGUGGGUACUGAAAGUAAAACAAGCCGAAGGGGAAUGCUGAAACCGUUGGUGGGGGAAGUAGUCGGGGCUGGAACGGAAAUGGCAACCUGAUGUAUGAUAAGUCUGCUGCGAGAAUCUCCGCAAAAGACCUGGCUGACAGGGCACGCGGGGCAGCAACGCCCAAGCCUAAAUGUAGCCACAAGAAUAAACCUAAUGUUAAUAUUAGGCGGCGACCACCGAUCGUUCUUACGGAACUCACUCGUUCCGUUGUGCCUUAUGGACUCUCUCUCUCGAGCCCAACCAGCAGCCGCACAGCGGCGCAUGAUAUAGGCAGAAUGAUAUUACCGACAAAGACAAGGGAGACUGGAAUGGCCAUUUCUGGCUUAUUAGCCGUUGUCAGCCAGUCAUACCCAACCCCGAAGUGUGGCACGCCCGAGGCUCGAACUCGCGACCUGUUUUUUAGAAGUUCACGCCUCUAACCACUGAGCCACGAGCACGUUGCCAUGUCGGUUUUCGAUCGGGAAUAACCAAUGUUAGGGGGCGCUCACCGAUCAUUCUGCAUGUAUCAUGCGCCGAAAUGUGACUGCUGGUUGGGCUCGAGAGAGAGUCCAUAAGGCACAACGGAACGAGUGAGUUCCGUAAAAUGAUCGGUAAGCGCCCCCUAACAUUGUAUAUUCCCGAUCGAAAACCGACAUGACAACGGGCUCGUGGCUCAGUGGUUAGAAGCGUGAACUUCUAAAAAGCAGGUCGCGAGUUCGAGCUCCGGGUGUGCCACACUUCGGGAUUGGGUAUGACUGGCUGACGACGGCUAAUAAGCCAGAAAUGACCAUUCCAGUCGCCCUUGUCUUUGUCGGUAAUAGCAUUCAGUAAACCUAAUCCUUAACGUUAUUAUAAACCUAACGUUAAUCCUAAACUUAACACAAACCCUAACCCUUAACUCCCUUCUAAACCAGGCAGUAACCCGAACCCUAAAACUAACCCUACCUCUAAACUGAAACGUCAGAUUGUCCUUUCCUGUUUUAGCCUUGGUCACUUUCCCACUAAGGAUUUCAGCAUGUAUUUGUACCCAAAAAACUGCACGACGUUUAAUUAUCUGCGUCCAGCCGAUAACAUAAAUAACGAGCUGGAAGUAUACAGCAGUUUUAUAUCGUGCAGAAAAUCAAUACAGAAACAUCAAUGUCAUGGUUUGGGUAGUGGCGGCUGAUCAGUAAAAUUAGUAACUUAAAAACACGCAUGCUUCAGCUUCGUACGUGGGAAAAAUGCUUCAGAUUUCAGCAUCCCCCUUCGGCGUACUUUACCUUCAAUGCCCGCAUUGCGCUCACACUGGUGACCAGAACAGCGUAACCGACCCCUACCCUUUCCUGUUCCUUCAACAACACCGACGUAUGUAAAUAGCCACAAGCGCUGUCCUCUCCCAAUUUGGAGGCUAUUUCAUUAGAAAUUAGCGGUGUUGUGCAAAGGUUCCAAUCACGAAGGCCGUCCUUGUGCUAGCCCUCUAUUCCUAAACCGGAAAAGGGCUGAAUGAGAGGACAGUCAGUGAAUAAAAAAGCUCUCCUUCUGUUGGUGCCGCAUGCCUUACGCCAGGCCGUUUCUGUCUUUAGGAUUCUGGAGAAAUGGUCAGAUCAUUUGUCGGAGGACUGGAAAUUAUUGUUAGUUUGCUGCAUUCGGAGCAUGUGAACGUACGAGCAGCGGUUUGCGGAGCCAUCUCAAAGAUCGCUAUGGACGAGGAGAACCUGGCCGUCAUUACGGACCAUGGAGUCGUCCCUCUGAUCUCGUCCCUCUCCCAUACGGUAAGUAGGAUCAACGGAUAAUCUCAUCUUUUUUUUAUUUAACCAGCCCAAAAUCUGUUGCGAUUUUAUAGUAAAGCUAAUUGCAGCCUGUAUGUAGUCACAGUAUGUUUUGUAGUUAUCCUCUGCUCAUGUAAGGCGAAUCUAGGCGUGCCGUUUGACAAUCCGUACCAAGAGCUCCCCUACACAGUUCCUGUUACAACACCAGACAUCAAUUCUGAGCUGUCGAACCAUCCGAAUGUGAAGAACGUGCACCUGGGACUAUAUAUGAACACCUGGUGUAAACAUACCUGCAACAGUCGACUAAUGGCGUAAUGUUCGCUUCUGCCGUCAUCACAACUCCUCCUUACAUAGAUGCAUUCAUGUAUUUUAUCACUUUUUGCGAAAACUAAAGAGUUUGGCAUUGCGAAAAUAGAGUAUCUGUAAGACAGAGAAUGUAUGAUGGACGCUGGAGGCGAAAUGGCCUGCCAAAUCUUCCGACGCAAGACGUGAUACGACGAACUGCAUGAAGGGACUCUUGGUCACCCCCUGUGUCGCGCGCCCGGUGAAUUAAUUCCAACACAUAUGCAUACAUGUGAUGGAAAAUGAUACACGAAUCAGCUUACGCGACGCGCUUGUCCCGAGUGAUUUACUCACGAUCGCUAAUAAUCCAAAAGUUGCAACUCAACCUCUCUUGUAUUUGUUAGUCUCCCUUUCUGCAUAUAUAUAUAUAUAUAUAUAUAUGUAGCUCAGAGGGGGUAUGCAUUCCGAGGUGAUAAAAUGAAAAAUAGAAGUUCUUCGGAAAAGUCGAGUUUUACUCGUGAAUUUUCGAGCUGGUGACACCAACCCGUCGUCAGACGUAAUGAAAAACGAGGGAGAAAGUUAUGUUGUCACAGUAGACCAGUUAGUGUGAUAGGACAGAACAGACCACUGACGUGUGAGAGGGGGGUGGGGUGGGCUCCCGAGGUCAUGGUAGGUCACUGAGUGAGGGGCGGGGAAGGGAGAGGAGACGGAACAAUUACGGCGCACCGUGCUGGAGGGGGAGGUUGGGUGGUGAAUCAGUUGGAAUGCGGGCGGCUGUAUUCGCGGUCGUUGGUGCGUGAUUAGGGCAGGGGGCAGUCAUUCGUGAACGUAGACCCUCGUAAUGGGCAUCUAAGUCAACGUGGCGGUUGAUACUACCCGCAUUGGAGUACCAAGCCUCGAGAAAUUCCCUCGCUCGCUUUGUGUUAGCCAUGGCGACGACCUCAGUGCCAUCCCAAUUGAAUCGGUGGUCGUACUCGAGUGCAUGGGCAAAGACGAGGGACAGGGGGUCUCGCCGACGGAUAGCUAGUUUGUGUUCGUUGAUACGGGUGCCCAGGCAUCGACCUGUAUGGCCAACAUACACGCAAGAGCAAUUAGCACACGGGAUGCGAUAAAUUACGUUCGUUUGUUGCUCUUUGGGGAUGGGAUCCUUCACUCGAGAUAGUGCUGCGAGUAGUGAAGAUGCUGGUUUGUGGGCAAGGUGAAUACCCAAGCGGCUGAACUGCCGGGCAAUUAUUUCAGAAGUUCCACGCAUAUAAGGCAAGGAGUAGAAUUUUCGCGUCACAAUCUCUCCGUUGGGGAUGGGGUCUUGCGACUGUGUCUGGUGCCUGAGACAGUUCUUUACAAAACUGAUUGGAUACCCGUUAGAGCGGAAUAACCGAUACAGGUGAGCAAGCUCUUUGUUCAGGAGAUCGUUGCUGUUACAAUAACGGUAGGCCCGGUGGAACAGAGUUCGUACGCAGCUUCUUUUGUGAGCUGCAGGGUGGUUGCUUCCAUAGUUGAGGAUAAUCUCGGAGUUAGAGUCUUUCCUAUGGACGCUUGUUGACAGGCUACCAUCGCUCAACUUCUGUAUUCUCACGUCCAGAAACGGCAAGCUGUCUCCAAUUGCCUCUUCGCGGAUAAACUGUAUGGCUGGGAAGACGUCAUUCAGUCUCUGGUGAAGACGCUCGACUUCGCACUUCUUUAUUAUGACAAAGGUGUCAUCAACGUAACGAAGCCAUAGUUUAGGCUUGAUAGUUUGGAAAACUAUCUCUUCUAGUCGGUGCAAAACUAGUUCGGCGAGCAGUCCUGAUAUUGGUGAGCCCAUCGGGGUUCCCUUUACCUGUUGAUAGUACCUAUUAUCAAAUUGACAAUAGUUCCUAAGGCACAGAUUUAGCAGUUCAAUAAUGUGCUGCGUUGGGAUCUCAAUAGGAUUGUUCUGUAGGCGUUGGGCUACGCAUUCAAUCGCCAAAUCGUGUUGUAUGGAAGAAAACAAGGCAACGACGUCAAAGGACAGGAAGCAUUCAUCGGUACUUACUUUGAGGCCUUGUACCCUGCGGAGGAACGCUUGAGAGUUGUUAAUGCUGUAGUCCGAUCCAUGAGUGAGCCGCUUCAGACGACUGUAUAACCACUUAGCCAUAUUGUAAGUGGGUGAUCCGAUAAGUGGCACUAUAAUCCUCAGGGGGACAUCCACUUUGUGCACGUUCGAAUACAUAUGUGUAUCACGAAUGGAAGAGAAUAUGCGCAUCCCAGGUUCUUGUUUAAAAGAAGAAGAAGGCGAAGGCACGAUCACUGGGACAGUGAUCGUGCCUUCGCUUUCUUCUUUUAAACGUAUGUGUGUAUUUUGUGGAAGGGGGGGGGACGUUCAUUGACCAGGUUAGUGGACGUGCUGGUCCCGUUGUGCCAUGAGCUCAAUAUUGGGUGCUUGUAGACAAUAGCUUAGCGACCUGUAAUGUAUGUAGAUAAGGGAUUGCCGACAAAGAUAAGGAAAUCUGGAGUGACCAUUUCUGACUUAUUGGCCGGUUUCCCUUGUCUUUGCCGAUAAUACCUUAUCUACCUAUACUGUUAGUCGUUACGCAACUGCCUGCUGGGUUAAAGAUCAAAUCUCAGAUCACAACGAGACAAAGGGGAAGCAUAAUUUGAUCGUUAGCCGCUUUUCCAAAAAUAGACGAACUGCCGAAAAAGCCAGAAUAAAUUCUGGCAAGGAUGCUCGAGACUGCCGUAUUCAUUUCUGACUUGCUAACUGUCGUAAGCCAUCCCUAGCCCAUCGCGGAUUCUAGAUAUCCCCAGACUUGAGCCCAAGCUCCUGGGUCCAAGAACCUGCCUUUAAACCGCAGUGUCAUUUUACGGUCAUUCACCACUCUCACAGUUGAUUAAACAAACAUGCAUAUUUAUAUGUACUAUGUCAAGAUAAUUAUCUUAUCAGACUCUUUUUCGUAGGGGGACUUAAAGCCGAACAACUCGCAGACGAGCACCUUUAAUGUUCUGAACCUCCGUCGGAAUUGUUAUCACCGCCCCACCCUCUUUCCAGACAAAUCGAAACUCCAGAUAUGACUUAUGCACGAAUGCGCUAGCGCCAAUUUGAUUUAUUUUCCUUCAGAAAAACGAUAUUCUUCGUCGACCGCUGGCGGACGCAAUUGCCCGAUGCUGUUGUUGGGGCACUAAUCGCAGCGAAUUUGGAAAGGCCGGUGCGGUGAGACCGCUUGUCGGCUACCUCAAGUCAACAGACCCUGAUGUCCACUGCUCCACAGCUAAGGCUCUCUACCAGCUCAGUCGUCAGCCCGAGAACUGCAUGGAAAUGCACGCCGCUGGAGCCGUUGACUACCUCCUAGAAAUGGUCGGCUCAAAGGUUAGAGAACCCCCCCCCCGCUCAUACUUUUCUUUCCCCUUAACUGAUAACAGUCGUCUUUCCUGCAUGCGUUUGACCCUAGGAAUUGGAUAUUCCUGUUUCAUUUUUCCGGAAUAAAUUGAAAACAUAAAUAGAAUGUGAACCCUGCGCUGAACGCACACGGAAGUAGCUCAUGUGAGGUUUAUUUACAUCCGAGCGAGGCGAAAUGGGCGUAAAUAUUUCAUGCAGGCAAAUGCUCUACAUUAAUGCACGAAGAGCACUGUAAUAAUUACGAUCAAACGGAAUCUCUGAGUUUCUUCUCUUCACUUUAGUAUAUUUGCACUUUUGGUGUGCAGGAGGGGAAACCUUAUGCGAAAUCAAGUACAAGUUGAAAAAUCGAUUCAAUCACGACUGCUACUGAAACCACAGAGUCGAUAUACUCUGCUACUGCGCAAGGGAGUUAACAUUUGCGAAUAAGAGCAAGAUGUGGAUUGAGAUGAACGGAGAGUCUGAACCGUGGUUUUGUUUGAUCACUAAAAACAGAUUAGAAACGCGUAAAGCUAAGACUACGUUCCUCGGAGUGAACCGUUAUGUUGAUCAGGAAAUCAACGUAACCUUCAGAGCAUAGGUGAAGUACUCUCACUGUCUGGUUUAGCAGUAUAUCCUGCUGCUCCUAAAUAGGGACCUCCUUAAGCUCACAAAUAUCGUUAUAUCUUAUGUGGAUAUCACUUUUAUCGAAGGAUCGUGAAAGUUUUCUUCUAUUAUAAGGUUUAUAUGGCUGAGUGAUUCUCUUUGAACUGCAGUAUCAGAAGCAACAAGCUAAUUUAGCACAGUAUUUCAGCAUUUACGAACGGUCUUAUGUAUGUAUACAUGUUUCCCGUUAUCACUCCGAAAGCUCUCUUCAUAAGUGUUGACUUCAAAAAGUUGCUACACGUUGUAAGCAAGCUUAGAACGUGGGAAAACUGGACUACAAGGAAGAAACCAGUGAUACGGUGACUUCUGGGCUUGACAUCACAUAUGUUUGUGUUAGAUGUCUUCGGCCGUGCCAGCCUCCACUCUUCUUGUUGGUGUUGGUAAAAAUCCUGACCAUUUGUUGAGAGGACCAGGGGGUGCGGUGUGGAGCGCCAAGGUGAGGAUCCGUCCAAGCCAUCCACCUGCGGCCUCCCUCGUCUCCGGUCUUAUUGACUCUGCCUUGACACCGGGCUCAGGCGGGGAAGGAGGAGAGAGUGUGGUAGAUGCAGCGCAAGUCUACUGGCACUAUAAACUCCUGCGAAAGUCACCGUCCCUGCUCCCACCACCUGCUAUGGGGCAUACGGUGGACAUCGUCGAAAUCGACGGUCGGACUAUCGUGUGUUAGAGGGACCCUCGCAGGCAGUCGCAUAGCACCUAUUAGUAUAAACGGAAUAAGGUUGCCGGACCAGUCUAUAAUCUCAUUCGGCCAUAUAUAUAUAUAUAUAUAUAUGUGCAUAUAUUCUGUUGGAAGCGUGUUCCCUGAUCAGGUGACGGGACAUACCCAUCUCAGUGUGGCUUCGGAUCCAAUAAAGAACUCUUGCAAGCAGUCACACAUCAAUCAAGAAUGAAUGAUGAGGGGGGUCUCGACGAAAACGAGGGAGAUAAGGAUGGCCAUUUGUGACCAUUGGCUUCUUGACCCGAUUGGUAGACGUAUUCUGAUUGCAGCCAACUGGACAAGAAGUUCGUGGCUCAAUCGGACCCGGAUUCGAAUUUGGGUCGGCCAAACCUUGGGCGAAGCAUGUUUGGCUGAUGAUGGCUACCACGCCAGAAGCGACCGUUUCAUUCCCCUUGUCUGUCGACAAUCUCGUCCUGAGUCCUGGUGAAGGGGCGCUCAUUGAUCACGCUACGAGACCUACUCGCAAUACAUACGGAUUAAGAUUAGUAAAAAAAUAAGGGAGACUGUGAUACCCAUUUCUGGCUUUCCAGCCGUCAUCAGCCAGCCUCACCCGACCCCGGGUUUGGUUGCACUCGAGUUCUGGUCGCAACCGAUGGGCUGACAAGCCCAUGACCUCAGUGGUUAGAGAGUUUAACUAAUAAACAAAAUAGCGGGCUUUGAGGAUUCAGGUGCAGUCAAACCUGCGGUUAGGUGCCUUACGGGCUCUCUCUCGAGCCCAACCAGCAGCCACACAGCAGCGCAUGAUAUAGGCGGAAUAGCAUUACCAACAAAGACAAGGGAGACUGGAAUGGCAGACAUGUGCAUUCUAUCUAACAACAUUUUGAGCAUUAUUUACUGCCCGAUUGCCCUCCCUGCCGAACCGUUUUAAAAUGAACUUUCCUCUUACUGACGAAUCACGUGUGGAUGGGUGCAGAACAAUGAACUGAUAUAGGCAUUUCGGGACAGUGAAUGUCAUUCUGUAGAAGAAGGGCCGGUCAAAACCUCUACCGAACAACGCCUACUCUUAAAAAUUAUUGCAGGCCUUUGUCCAUACUUUUUCCUUUCCCCGCGCACAUACUUAACCCUCACCGGUUACACCAUGCUUCUGAGAUUGCCGGUCAGUCCUGUGCCGAGGGCAAGUGCUGUAUAGGCUGGUGUUCCCUUCCUAACUGCAAUUAGUAUUCAGAACGCAGUCGGUUGUCUGCCCGUUGAAAACACCUCUUAACCCAGUUCACCUGGACUUUCCUGCCCAUAGAACGCUGAACUGCAGUCCGCUGCAGCUGCCUGCAUCAGCAACAUUCGACGACUGGCACUGGCCACGGAGAAGGUGCUCCAGGAGAGACGAGUCAAGGCACAGGCUGAGUACCUCAGGCAACUGGCCCAUCAACGCCAGCAGUUGGAGGCCGGUGGCAAACAGGCUGGCAACGAGGAAGGUGGCGAGGAAGAGGAGGAGGAAGAAGAGGAGGAAGAGGAGGCGACUGCAGGCAACACCGUGACAGCUGCAGCCUAG
Messenger RNA from Spirometra erinaceieuropaei, 20361 nucleotides. Lineage: Eukaryota; Metazoa; Platyhelminthes; Cestoda; Diphyllobothriidea; Diphyllobothriidae. The record is from the annotation of a GenBank genome assembly.